AUGCCUCGUGGUCAGAAAAGUAAGCUCCGUGCCCGUGAGAAACGCCGUCAGGUUCAGGUUAAGGCUGAAAGUCACCAAGAUGCUCAAGCCACUGCAGCAGAGGAGAAGGAGUCACCCACUCCACCCUCUCCUGAUUCUGGCGGUUCUCCCUCUAGCCUCCCUACUUUAAGGGAUAGCCAGGGGCCUCAGGAAGAGCAACCCACCACCAGUGCUGCUGCAUGUGCGCCAUGCAAAACAUCUGAGGUGGAUGACAAGAGCCAGGAUGAGAGUCAACCCAGCACAUCCAACGACUUAGCCAUCAAUGUGAAUGUCAAUACUGAUCUUAUAAGUAGAAGGGCAGGAAUGCUGCUGCAGCUGAUGCUGUUCAAAUUUAAAAUUAAAGAGCCCAUCACCAAGGCCGAUAUGCUGAAGAUUGUCAACAAAAGAUCCCGAGACCAGUUCUCAGAGAUCUUCAAGCUGGCCACUGAUCGCCUGGAGCUUAUUUUUGGCAUUUCAUUAAAGAAAAUCAAGCCCACUGGCCACUCCUAUACCUUUGUCAGCACCGAUAGCACCGAUGAUAGUGUUUCUUCUGAUGAGAAAAUUAUUAAGAAUGGGCUUGUGAUGCCUCUCCUUGGUGUGAUCUUCCUGAACGGGAACCGGGCCUCUGAAGAAGAGAUGUGGGAGUUUCUGAGUGUCCUGGGAAUAGAAGAUGGGAAGAAAUUCUUGGACAUUGACGACCCCAGAAAGCUUAUUACCAAAGAUUUGGUGAAGCAGAAUUACCUGGAAUGCCACCAGAUACCUAACAGUAAUCCUCCACACUAUGAGUUCAUGUGGGGUGCCAGAGCUUGUGCUGAAACCAGCAAGAUGCAAGUUCUAGAGUUUUUGGCCAAAAUCAAUCAUACAGUACCUGCUGCCUUUGGGGUCCAUUAUCAAGAGGCUUUGAAAGAAGAGGAAGAAAGAGCACAAGCGAAAGCUGCAAAAUAUGCCAGGAAGAAAAAGCCAGAGGCAAAGCCAGUUGAUAAUCUUGUUCCUGAUAAAGAGUGA
Messenger RNA from Suncus etruscus (white-toothed pygmy shrew), 1023 nucleotides. Its product is annotated as melanoma-associated antigen B4-like. The transcript has a single exon. Lineage: Eukaryota; Metazoa; Chordata; Mammalia; Eulipotyphla; Soricidae. Gene Ontology annotation, cellular component: nucleus. Gene Ontology annotation, biological process: negative regulation of transcription by RNA polymerase II. The record is from RefSeq and is a predicted model, not a curated record. Bases 1 to 1023 code for a protein of 340 amino acids.